Elephantulus edwardii (Cape elephant shrew) is the source of this 846-nucleotide messenger RNA. RefSeq names its product heterogeneous nuclear ribonucleoprotein D-like. The transcript is spliced from 2 exons. Gene Ontology annotation, cellular component: nucleoplasm. Lineage: Eukaryota; Metazoa; Chordata; Mammalia; Macroscelidea; Macroscelididae. The record is from RefSeq and is a predicted model, not a curated record. Gene Ontology annotation, molecular function: poly(G) binding; poly(A) binding. Bases 103 to 846 code for a protein of 247 amino acids. Gene Ontology annotation, biological process: regulation of gene expression.
CGCCGCCAUUUUAAAUCCAGCUCCAUACAAUGCUCCACCGCCACGGCUGCUGCCGCAACACGGUCCGCGCGCCAGCACCACCCUCCUGACAGUUCCGCCACAAUGGAGGACAUGAACGAGUACAGCAACAUAGAAGAGUACGCAGAGGGAUCCAAGAUCAACGCGAGCAAGAAUCAGCAGGAUGACGGUAAAAUGUUUAUUGGAGGCUUGAGCUGGGAUACAAGCAAGAAAGAUCUGACUGAGUAUUUGUCUCGGUUUGGAGAGGUGGUAGACUGCAAGAUUAAAACAGAUCCAGUCACUGGACGGUCAGGAGGGUUUGGAUCUGUACUUUUCAAAGAUGCUGCUAGUGUUGAUAAAGUUUUGGAACUGAAAGAACACAAACUGGAUGGCAAGUUGAUAGACCCCAAAAGAGCUAAAGCUUUAAAAGGGAAGGAACCCCCCAAAAAAGUUUUUGUAGGUGGAUUGAGCCCAGAUACUUCUGAAGAGCAAAUUAAAGAAUAUUUCGGAGCUUUUGGAGAGAUUGAAAAUAUUGAACUUCCCAUGGAUACAAAAACCAAUGAAAGAAGAGGAUUUUGUUUUAUCACAUAUACAGAUGAAGAGCCAGUAAAGAAAUUGUUAGAAAGUAGAUAUCAUCAAAUUGGUUCUGGGAAAUGUGAAAUCAAAGUUGCACAACCCAAAGAGGUAUAUAGGCAGCAGCAACAACAACAGAAAGGAGGAAGAGGUGCUGCAGCUGGUGGGCGAGGUGAUAGUAGGUGUUGUGGACGAGACUACAGUGGUCAACAGAGCACAUAUGGCAAGGCAUCUCGAGGAGGUGGCAAUCACCAAAACAAUUACCAGCCAUACUAA